CCGCUACAAAUCAAGAGGUCCCGUCGCACCGGCUCCACACCACAGACGUCCCGGGACGCUUCACAUCUGCCUCAGACAGUGAGACGUAGACAUAACGAAGAGAAGAGAUGGCUGUGGUUAGUGGAACCUACCGCAUGGUGUCGGAGGAGGAGCAGGCCCUGCGCUCCAAGCUGGAGCGUCUGACCGUGAAGGACCACGGCCCGGUGUUCGGGCCCUGCGCCAGCCUGCCGGACCACACCAAGCAGAAGGCCAAGGACGAGCUGAACGAGACGGAUGAGAAGAAGGUGUCGGCCGUGAAGGAGCUGAGGGGAAUCAUCAAGGAGAAGGCGGAGGCCGGGGACGAUCUGGCCAAAGGGGUGCUGGACACGUUUGGGGAGAAACCAGACGGCCUGCUGGUCCGCUUCAUCCGCGCCAGGAAGUACGACGUGCCCAGAGCCUUCGAGCUGAUGAAGGGCUACGUGCGCUUCAGGAAGGAUUACCCCGAGCUCUUUGAGAAUCUGACCCCGGAGGCCGUCCGCAGCACCAUCGAGGCCGGCUACCCCGGCAUCCUGCCCAGCAGGGACAAGUACGGCCGUGUGGUUCUGCUCUUCAACAUCGAGAACUGGGACUACGAGGAGAUCACCUUCGACGAGAUCCUGCGCGCGUACUGCGUGAUCCUGGAGAAGCUGCUGGAGAACGAGGAGACUCAGAUCAACGGCUUCUGCAUCAUCGAGAACUUCAAGGGCUUCACCAUGCAGCAGGCGUCGGGAAUCAAACCCACGGAGCUCAAGAAGAUGGUGGACAUGUUGCAGGAUUCCUUCCCUGCUCGUUUCAAAGCCGUGCACUUCAUCCACCAGCCCUGGUACUUCACCACCACCUACAACGUGGUCAAACCGCUCAUGAAGGGCAAGCUGCUGGAGAGAGUGUUCGUGCACGGAGACGAGCUGGAGAACUACUACAAGGAGUUUGACGCCGACAUCCUCCCCUCCGAGUUCGACGGAAAGGGCUCAAAGUACGACGGCAAGGCCACGGCGGCCAAGCUGUUCGACUGAAGGAAGCGGCCGCCCUGAAGGGUCAUUGCAUAACUACCAACCCCACAGACUGUGGAGAUCCAAAAAAAAAGCCCCUCAAUGAAAGUGCAUGUUGUGUUCAAGAGGUCCGAACAAAGCGCAGGCCGACAUUCUGCUUUCCCAGUUUCUCUUCUCAUUUUCUCAUUUUAUUUUUUUAAUAGUUAAAGCUUCGAAAGGGUUCAUUUUCAAAAUCAUAAUCCUGAUGUGUAGUCAAUGUGCAACGAACGCUGAAGCACCAGCUGGACGCUUUGACCGGUCUUUAAAUGUCCACACGUUGAGAAAAAGUCUUCUGUGUCUCGCCUGCUCGGUUUGGGCUUUGUUUGGACCGGAGUUCACCCACACAGCUGGUUUCCACACUGGCAGUGACCCCCCCCCUCCUUAAAGUACAAGGCUGACGUUCCAACAAGUGCCUGUCUUGUGUUUUUAAGAUUGUUUCUUCAAUAUGAACAUCAUUGUUCCACCUGGCACCCCCCCCAAAAAAAAAAAAAAGUGCAAUAAACUGUAUAUAAAUCUAAGCUGUGACCUUUGAAUCAAUUUGCAAUGUUAGCAGCUUAAAGGCACCAUCGUAGUUUAGUGUGUGAACACGUGCUAAUAUUCAGUAAUUAGUACCAAACUUAAGGUCGUUCCUAGUUGUAAAAAUGUUUACCUGCGUUAAAGUUUAGAGAGAAAUGGUCCCCUUGUCACCUUCAUCUGAAGACACGUCUCUUUAAACCCUCCUCGGCGG
This is a messenger RNA of Pungitius pungitius (ninespine stickleback), 1773 nucleotides long. It is a transcript of the gene rlbp1b, whose product is annotated as retinaldehyde binding protein 1b. Gene Ontology annotation, cellular component: membrane. The coding region runs from base 108 to 1031 and encodes 307 amino acids. Lineage: Eukaryota; Metazoa; Chordata; Actinopteri; Perciformes; Gasterosteidae. Gene Ontology annotation, molecular function: phosphatidylinositol bisphosphate binding. The record is from RefSeq and is a predicted model, not a curated record. The transcript is spliced from 8 exons.